AUGAACUGCGGCAUCCACGACAACACUACCAUUGGGCCGACAGGAUAUGACGCGCAGUACUGGCAAUUCUCCACGUCCAUGGCCAAGAAUGCGACGUGUAGCGAGCGCACCUAUCUCCGUCCCGAUACCGCCGGUUCCAUCAUCCCGUGGCCCUAUGCCCUCGUGUGGUUGCUGAUACACUUUCCCUUGGUCCUGAUCCGCGCCACGCGCUGGCAAAAGGUCCAAGUCCUCUCGCUCGUCCUGGCGGCCACGAGUAUCGGCUGGUCCGUCGAGGCCUACCUCAGCACGCAGCGGCGGCCAGACGAGGUCUUGGUCUGGGCGCCACUGACCGUCAUACUCGACGUUGGUGCCGUGAUGCAGCUUGCAUUUCUCAUCAUGGAGGAUUUCGCCGAGCACAAGGGCUUUGUACCACCUUGGUACGCCUUUAGCAUUCUCAUGGGCGGCUUGCGCAAGCAGCCUCCCAAACCACCUCGAUCCCCAAGCUUGAGAAGCCCGACCGAGCCAAAGGUUGCAAAUAUCAAUCACAUUGAGCUUGCUGUCGUGACCAAUGGCCCAGCAGCAGACACCGGGGUCGCCCAGCUAUCAAAGGGAAAGGCCUUUAUAGUUGUUCUCUCAAUCCUGUUAUUCUUUGGCCUCGCCUCUCUCCAAAUCAUUGGCCUCGUCUCUGCCAUCAACGGGCUUGCCGUCAAGGACACGCUGGAAUCGACCUGGUGCUCGCCCAUGUUUGAGAGCUUCGCCAUUGGCGUGCUGGACGGCAACUGCCGCCUGCACAGCGUCUCAUCGAGCGCCAGCCGGGGCAUUGGGUGCAUCAAGUUAUCGGGUGCCCAGCAGGCUGGAUGGUUGGCAGGGACAGUGGGCGUGCUCAUAGCGUCGCUGGUUCUCGAGCUGGCGGAUAUGCUUGUCCUUACCCUCGUCACUAGCAAGUCCAAAUGGCGCGGCGUCAAGAUGCGGCGCCCUUGGUGUACCAUGUUCUGCGGCGUCGCUAUCCUCGUCUUUUACGUCAUCUAUGGCUUGCUCGAGGCCAGUCGGCUACCCAGUGGUAUGCCCGAAGUCGUCUGGGUGUUUCGCAAGGAGCCGAGUCUUGGCAUCGAGACCGUAUGCCGGGGUAUCAUAACACCUGCCGGUGUUCGUGGGUCGAUUAUGGGAUGGACAGAUGGUUUUCUCUCAAACUGGGGCAGAACUUAUUUCGGCUAG
Messenger RNA from Pestalotiopsis fici W106-1, 1194 nucleotides. RefSeq lists its product as uncharacterized. The transcript has a single exon. The record is from RefSeq and is a predicted model, not a curated record. Bases 1 to 1194 code for a protein of 397 amino acids. Lineage: Eukaryota; Fungi; Ascomycota; Sordariomycetes; Amphisphaeriales; Sporocadaceae.